AUGUCACAAGCCACCUUCGCGAAGUAUGAGCUACUCUUUGAUCUUCUCUCACCUCACCGAUGCGCUUUCCGAACUCUGUUUAGGCCCACGGUGACAAACAUUACGUUCUUAUCCGCUUUUACUCCAGUGUUCCCCAAAGCAUCAACACCAGCUUUCUCAGAUCUAGAGUUGCACCUUGACCACGUCUGUCUAACAUGUCUCGAGGCUCGCGCUGAGACAGAAGCCCAAGUCCGGUUCGAGCAACACGAAUUUGCCAAAGCCUACGAAGCUCGUGAACGUGCAGUGAGAGAGAAGCAGGCGGCAGAGCUAAGGGCCAAGGAGGAGCGUGUCCGACGCGAGGCUCGCGACAAGGCGGCAAGGGAGCGAGAGGCAGAACGACGUGUGAAGCGCGAAAAAGAAGAGGCCGAGCGCAGGGCAACGAAGGAGGGAGGUACAUGGAUCGAGACUUCAGGUGGAAAGAAGCCAAAGGGCAAGAGGAGUGGCGGUGGCAGUGGCCCUGCGAGCACUCCUGUGACACCAUUGAACCCUCUGUCCACCUUCAAGAUGGCUGCCGUACCCAAGAACAUCAAAGAUAUCGGUGGAGGUACUGGCGGUGGUGAGAGGAUGAGUCCCAAGAAGGGCCGUGCUGAUUCUGGUGGUAGAGCCGGUACUUGGGGCCCUAAGAAGGUCUUGAGCAGGCAGGAGAACAUCGCCGAUGUCAACACUUCUGCAAAGAAGUGA
Alternaria atra is the source of this 720-nucleotide messenger RNA. RefSeq lists its product as uncharacterized. NCBI's taxonomy places the organism in Eukaryota, Fungi, Ascomycota, Dothideomycetes, Pleosporales, Pleosporaceae. The coding region runs from base 1 to 720 and encodes 239 amino acids. The record is from RefSeq and is a predicted model, not a curated record. The transcript has 3 exons.